Daldinia loculata is the source of this 2178-nucleotide messenger RNA. RefSeq names its product serine protease 2. The transcript has 2 exons. Gene Ontology annotation, molecular function: serine-type endopeptidase activity. Lineage: Eukaryota; Fungi; Ascomycota; Sordariomycetes; Xylariales; Hypoxylaceae. Bases 319 to 1905 code for a protein of 528 amino acids. The record is from RefSeq and is a predicted model, not a curated record. Gene Ontology annotation, biological process: proteolysis.
GGUACCUUGUCACCGUAAGCUCGUGCUUUGGCUUGUGGCAGCCACCUUUAUCUUUCCCGCUUUCGCUCGUCAAGAGCUUUCUUCUUCUCUUCCUUCUUUUCCUCCAUCUCCUAAUCAUCUCAUCUUCCUAUCAUCAACACAAAGUCGUCUUAUCUUUGUGUGAAUACUACACCUACCGAGCACCAUUGGCUUGGCCUCUCGGAUUUCUCCUGGUAUUUCUUUUACCCUUCAAGUCGCAGGCAGACUUAUCAUUCACUGGUGCAUUGUUAUCGGUCCGCAAAUAUCCAUCAUCCAUCAUCCAUCAAUAAAUCAAUCAAUAUGAGGGGCUUCAUCGCUCUCUCUCUUGCCUGCGCUGCAGCUGCAGCGCCCUCGUUCAGCUACGAGACUAUCCACGAUGGAGCAGCUCCCAUCCUGUCUUCCGCUACCUCCGAAGAGGUUCCCAACUCAUACAUCAUCAAGUUCAAGAGUCACGUUUCCGAUUCAUCGGCCGCUGAUCACCACUCGUGGGUUCAGAAGAUCCACAGUGACAAAGAGGAUGAGCGAUUAGAGCUCCGCAAGCGUGGUCAAAUCCCGCUAGUCGGUGAUGUCGUUGAUAGCUUCAAGGGUUUGAAGCACACCUUGAAGAUUGGCUCCGAGUUCCUUGGAUACUCUGGCCACUUUGAUGACUCAACUAUCGAAGAGGUCCGAAGGCAUCCCGAUGUCGAAUUUAUCGAGAAAGACUCGGUCGUCUAUGCUCUCGUGGACGACGAGCCGGUCCUAGAGAAGAACGCGCCAUGGGGUUUGGCACGAAUCUCGCACCGUAAACAACUUUCCUUCGGUACAUACAACAAGUACCUCUAUGCUGCUGAUGGCGGUGAGGGUGUGGACGUCUAUGUUAUUGACACCGGUAUCAACACUGAGCACGUUGACUUUGAAGGUCGUGCCUCUUGGGGCAAGACUAUUCCUAGCGGUGAUGAAGAUGUUGAUGGCAACGGUCACGGUACCCACUGCUCCGGCACUGUCGCUGGUAAGAAGUAUGGUGUUGCUAAGAAGGCCAAUGUGUACGCCGUCAAGGUCCUCCGAUCUAACGGAUCUGGUACUAUGUCUGAUGUCAUGAAGGGCGUUGAGUGGGCUGCUGAAGCACACUUAGAGCAAGUUGCUAAGGCUAAGAAGGGCUCUCGCAAGGGCUUCAAGGGAUCCACCGCCAACAUGUCUCUGGGUGGAGGUAAAUCUCCAUCCUUGGACCAGGCUGUAAAUGCUGCUGUUUCCGCUGGUCUCCACUUCGCCGUCGCUGCAGGCAAUGACAACGCCGACGCUUGCAAGUACUCCCCUGCUGCUGCUGAUAAGGCCGUUACUGUCGGUGCCAGCGCUCUCGAUGACAGCCGUGCGUACUUCUCCAACUGGGGCAAGUGUGUCGACAUCUUCGGACCUGGUCUCAGCAUUCAGUCGACUUGGAUUGGUAGCAAGACUGCUAUCAACACUAUCUCUGGCACGUCCAUGGCUUCUCCUCACAUUGCUGGUCUCCUUGCCUACUUCCUCUCUCUGCAGCCUGCCAAGGACUCCGAGUACGGCCUCGCCGACAUUACUCCUGAGAAGUUGAAGUCCAACAUUGUCACCAUCGCCACUAAGGAUGUUCUCUCCGAUAUCCCCAGUGACACUCCUAACCUACUCGCCUGGAACGGUGGUGGCUACUCCAACUACAGCGAUAUCGUCAAGCAGGGUGGCUACACUGCCGAGACCCCCGCUGACAAGGCCAUCAGCAUUGAGGAUCUCGAGAAGGCUAUCGAGCACGACUUCAACGUUGUUUCCGGCACCGUUGUCAAGGGUGUCUCCUCUUUCUCCGGUAAGGCCGAGGAACUUUCUCACAAGAUCCAUCAGGUCGUUGAGGAGGAGCUUAAGGAGUUUUUCCAGGAGCUCCGUGUAUAAAGUAAUGUAGCAUCGUUGUCCUUAGCUAGUAGAGCUUGCACGUGCUGAAUAUUGGGCAUCGGCAAGUAUGGCAUAGAUCAUUGAGGAGUAGUGUUUUUUUGGGCAUUCGGUCAAAUCGGCCUAUUUAUAUUUGUACACGCAGAAAUGGUCUCGGUAGUAUGGGUUUACGUCUUAUUAGGCUUGUCUCGUUAUGGCCGGAAUAGCAAAUUUGUCAUUGCCAUUCGCAAUUUGACUAGCAUAUGUUUUCGUAGUUAAUGUGAUGAAGUAAUCCAG